Chenopodium quinoa (quinoa) is the source of this 1531-nucleotide messenger RNA. Its product is annotated as alpha-1,4-glucan-protein synthase [UDP-forming] 2. NCBI's taxonomy places the organism in Eukaryota, Viridiplantae, Streptophyta, Magnoliopsida, Caryophyllales, Amaranthaceae. The transcript has 4 exons. Gene Ontology annotation, cellular component: Golgi apparatus; cytosol. The coding region runs from base 158 to 1231 and encodes 357 amino acids. Gene Ontology annotation, biological process: UDP-L-arabinose metabolic process; plant-type cell wall biogenesis. The record is from RefSeq and is a predicted model, not a curated record. Gene Ontology annotation, molecular function: UDP-arabinopyranose mutase activity.
GAUACCAUCAAUUCACAUUUUUCUUCUCCCCCAUAAAUUACCCCUCAAACCCCCUUCUUCUCACCAAUUCUAUCUCCAACCUCACUUUCUCUCUCUUCACUUCUUUCUCUCUCUCUCUAACCAGAUCUCCGCUUCUCUUUCUCUCUCCUCUUCCGCCAUGGCAGGACCUUCAGUUCCUGCUACCUUUCUUCUGAAAGAUGAGCUUGAUAUCGUCAUCCCCACCAUCAGAAACCUUGAUUUUCUCGAAAUGUGGAGGCCAUUUUUCCAACCUUACCAUCUGAUUAUUGUUCAAGAUGGAGAUCCUUCUAAGACCAUUAAGGUCCCUGAAGGAUUUGAUUAUGAGCUUUACAAUAGGAACGAUAUUAAUCGUAUUCUGGGUCCUAAGGCCUCUUGUAUCUCUUUCAAGGAUUCUGCUUGUAGAUGUUUUGGGUACAUGGUUUCUAAGAAGAAGUACAUCUACACCAUUGAUGAUGAUUGCUUUGUUGCCAAGGAUCCAUCUGGGAAAGACAUUAAUGCACUGGAGCAACACAUCACUAACCUUCUUUGUCCAUCAACCCCACUUUUCUUCAACACCCUUUAUGAUCCAUACAGGGAUGGUGCUGAUUUCGUCCGUGGAUAUCCCUUCAGCAUGCGUGAAGGUGCUAAGACCGCUGUUUCUCACGGUCUUUGGUUGAAUGUCCCUGAUUAUGAUGCUCCCACCCAGCUUGUGAAGCCCCUUGAGAGGAACACCCGGUUUGUUGAUGCUGUUAUGACCAUCCCCAAGGGCACCCUCUUCCCUAUGUGUGGCAUGAACUUGGCUUUUGACCGUGAGCUCAUCGGACCUGCUAUGUACUUUGGACUCAUGGGUGACGGCCAGCCUAUUGGCCGUUACGACGACAUGUGGGCUGGAUGGUGUGUUAAGGUUAUCUGUGAUCACCUAGGACUUGGAGUGAAGACCGGGCUUCCUUACAUCUACCACAGCAAAGCUAGUAAUCCAUUUGUGAACCUGAAGAAGGAAUACAAGGGUAUCUUCUGGCAAGAAGAGUGCAUCCCGUUCUUCCAGAGCGCAACCCUCCCAAAGGACUGUACUACUGUCCAAAGCUGUUACCUUGAGCUCUCCAAGCAAGUCAAGGAAAAGCUUGGAAAGGUUGAUGAGUACUUUGUCAAGCUGGCUGAUGCCAUGGUCACAUGGAUCGAGGCUUGGGAUGAGUUGAAUGGUGCUCCAGCUGCUAUUGCCAAUGGCAGCGCCUAAUAAGAGCAGUUUAUAGAGUGGUUCAAGGCCUUGUAUUGCCAUUCGUUAUCUCUUAUUAAUUCAAGCUUUGAAUCAUUGAGGUUUGCUUGGAGGCUUAGGGAUUUUUCGUUUCAGGCAGAGAUAUAGGAUUUAAUUAUUUUCAUAAUUUAUUUUUCAAAAAACAGGGGAGUUCUGUAGCCAGAACCUCCUCUACCUAUCCUAUUUAUGUAUCCAGUAGAUUGAGCAUUUGUUAUUUGUUUUUUUGGGAUUCAUAUGUUAAGAGUACUAUUAUUCGUUGCUGAUUUCUCCUUUAGAAAAUUA